AUGAUAUUUUUAGAAACUGAGUGUUCUGCCAGAAAAAAAAUCCAACGGAAAUUAUCUUUGUCAGGUUUUAGGUUUCAUCCUAUUAUGACUGCUAUGAAUUUCAUUUCAGAGGCACUGGGAUCGCAGAAUCAGCACACUAGAACAAGGAAAGAUCAGCAAAACUUAGAAACCAAAUUCCGUCUCUAUACAGAUACAACUGAAGAAGGCUGUCAAAUUUUUUUUAAUCAGUUGGAGACUCUUGACAAAUGCAGUUUCAAUGCCUCUCUUCCUCUGGUGAUGAUAGUCCAUGGCUGGUCGGUGGACGGGAUGUUAGAAGGCUGGAUUUGGAAAAUGGCAGCAGCUCUGAAGUCUCAGCACAAACAAAUUAAUGUGAUCGUUGCAGACUGGCUCACAUUUGCUCACCAGCACUAUCCCAUUGCUGUACAGAAUACACGCUACAUAGGACAGGAGAUAGCACACUUUCUGGAAUGGCUGGAGGAAUCCAUUCAGUUUUCCAGAAGCAAUGCUCAUCUAAUUGGAUACAGCCUAGGAGCUCAUGUUUCAGGAUUUGCUGGAAGUUAUAUCAGUGGUACAACUAAGAUUGGAAGAAUUACAGGCCUUGACCCUGCUGGUCCUUUGUUUGAAGGAAUGUCACCAACAGACCGUUUAUCUCCAGAUGAUGCAAACUUUGUAGAUGCAAUUCAUACAUUCACUAAACAGCACAUGGGUCUCAGCGUUGGCAUCAAGCAGCCCGUGGCUCAUUUUGACUUUUAUCCCAAUGGAGGCACCUUUCAGCCUGGCUGCCACAUCAUGCAUCUGUAUAAUCACAUUGCACACUAUGGAAUCACUGGCAUCACUCAAACUGUGAAAUGUGCCCAUGAGAGGUCAGUUCAUUUGUUCAUCGACUCUCUGCUUCACAAAGAUAAACAAAGCACAGCAUACUGGUGCAACGACAUCAACACUUUCAACAAAGGAUUGUGCCUCAGCUGUAGAAAGAACCGGUGCAACACUCUAGGCUACAACAUCAGGGAGGAAAGAGUCCCCAAAAGCAGACAACUCUUUUUGAAAACAAGAGCACAUAUGCCUUUCAAAGUCUAUCAUUACCAGUUCAAGAUCCACUUCAUCAAUGAAAUCCCAGGCAAGCAGAUAGAUCCAACUUUUACCAUGUCUCUGACAGGCACUAAGGAGGAUGCUAAAAAUCUGCCCAUCACACUAAUUGAAGGUAUUAAUGGGAAUAAAACCUGCUCUUUUCUCAUCACCCUGGACACUGAUAUUGGUGAGCUAAUAAUGAUCAAGUUCAAAUGGGAAGGAACUGCAGUUUGGAAAAAUAUCUGGGACACAGUUCAAACCAUAAUACCAUGGACAAAAGGCAGCCGUCGACCGGGACUUAUAGUGAAGACAAUAAAAGUGAAAGCAGGGGAAACACAACAAAAAAUGACAUUUUGUUCUCAAAGUAUUGACAACAUUCACCUUCAUCCAGCCCAAGAGAAAACAUUUGUGAGGUGUGAAGAUCGCUUUCGGAGACAAAACAAAAAAUGAGCAAGAA
Messenger RNA from Merops nubicus (carmine bee-eater), 1525 nucleotides. It is a transcript of the gene LIPC, whose product is annotated as lipase, hepatic. The record is from RefSeq and is a predicted model, not a curated record. Lineage: Eukaryota; Metazoa; Chordata; Aves; Coraciiformes; Meropidae. Gene Ontology annotation, biological process: lipid metabolic process. Bases 1 to 1518 code for a protein of 505 amino acids. The transcript has 9 exons. Gene Ontology annotation, molecular function: triacylglycerol lipase activity; apolipoprotein binding.